UUUUUUUAGGUAUUUGCAUUGAAUAAGUUGAACCCCAAGUGGUUGUUUGUGGUGGUUAAGCGGCUGCAGAGAAAAAAAAAAUGAAACCAAAACCAAAAGCAAUCGAAGGACUCUUUUGCUAUCAUCGCCCUCAAACUUUGUUCUCUAAACGAAUUAGAUAGGUGGCGGAUUUUCCAACCAAAUUAUUUAAAGCCAAAACAAAACAAAACCCUCUCUUUGUUACCUCCUCCAAAUAUCUCUCUCUCCUUCUGAGUUUCCUUCUAUCUAUUAAACCCUCUUCUUGUUUUGGAAAAAUAGUUAGAGAGAGAGAGAGAGAGGAAGAGGAAGAGGAGAGAGAGGGAGAGAGAAGAAAUCAUGGCUGGAAUUGCUGGUCCUUGUUCUUCUGGUUUGCUGUUUAGAUCAAGAGAAGCUGGGAGCAUUAAUGGAGCUUCCAUGGCACAGUUUGAUGGGCUUAGGCAAGUGGAGACCAUGCAUAUGCCUGUAAAUGGUAACAAGUCAAAUGGCUUGGGUUUUACCUCAGCACCAAAAUGCAGGAUAAUCAAGGCCAUGGCAUCUUCAACUGUUUCUGCUCCCAAAAGAGAAACAGAUUCCAAGAAACGAACUGUAAUAACAGGAAUGGGUCUAGUCUCAGUUUUUGGAAGUGACAUUGAUACAUUCUACAACAAACUCCUGGAGGGAGAGAGUGGGAUCACUCUAAUAGAUAGGUUUGACGCUUCAACCUUCUCAGUUCGGUUCGCUGGACAGAUACGUGAUUUCUCCUCUAAAGGCUACAUUGAUGGGAAGAAUGAUCGCCGUCUAGAUGAUUGCUGGAGAUACGGUAUUGUUGCUGGCAAAAAGGCCCUUGAAGAUGCCAACCUUGGACCUGAAGUUCUCCAAACUAUGGAUAGAACAAGGAUCGGAGUGAUUGUGGGGACUGGCAUGGGAGGCUUAACAGCUUUCAGCGCUGGAGUUGAAUCUCUUAUUCAAAAGGGAUACAAAAAGAUUAGUCCAUUUUUCAUUCCUUACUCCAUUACCAACAUGGGGUCGGCUUUGUUAGCAAUUGACACUGGCUUAAUGGGACCCAACUACUCCAUCUCCACUGCUUGUGCCACCGCAAAUUACUGUUUUUACGCAGCUGCGAAUCACAUUAGAAGAGGUGAAGCAGAUAUUAUGGUAGUUGGUGGAACUGAGGCUGCAGUCAUGCCUACUGGUGUUGGUGGGUUUAUUGCUUGCCGGGCUUUGUCUCAGAGAAACGAUGAACCCCACAGAGCUUCCAGACCAUGGGACAAAAAUCGUGAUGGUUUCGUUAUGGGAGAAGGUGCUGGUGUACUGGUUAUGGAGAGCUUGGAAAGUGCAUUGAAAAGAGGAGCACCGAUAAUUGCAGAGUACUUAGGAGGUGCUGUGACAUGCGAUGCUCAUCACAUGACUGAUCCUAGGUCAGAUGGUCUUGGUGUAUCGUCUUGCAUAACCAAGAGUUUAGAAGAUGCUGGAGUUUCCCCUGAAGAGGUGAACUAUGUGAAUGCUCAUGCAACAUCUACACUAGCAGGGGAUUUGGCUGAGUUUAAUGCAAUCAAAAAGGUCUUUAAGGACACAUCCGAGAUGAAGAUCAACGGGACCAAGUCAAUGAUCGGACAUGGUCUUGGAGCUGCUGGGGGAUUGGAAGCCAUUGCAACCAUUAAAGCAAUCAACACUGGCUGGCUCCAUCCUACAAUUAAUCAAGAUGACUUGGAGCCUGCUGUUACAAUUGACACUGUCCCGAAUGUGAAGAAGCAACAUGAGGUUAACGUUGCUAUUUCAAAUUCAUUCGGCUUUGGCGGACACAACUCCGUGGUUGUCUUUGCCCCCUUCAGUCCCUAAAUAACAUUCAAGCCAUGAAGAAAAGAAAUAUCUUACACUAAUAUUUCGCUACUUAGAACCAUUGAUUCGGUGAUGUUUCCAUUUCUCUGAAGCAUACAAGAUGAGUAUGAGCAUCAAGUGCACUGUGAGGAGUCCUCAAGCUCAUGUAGCCCUUUUCCGUGUGCAAAUGAUCGGAUUUAGUGUGAGAAUGAAGUGCAUUGUCAAGAGUCCUCACGGGCAUGAAACGGAUUUAGGGUUUCUACAUUUUUUUUCCCUUGAAUAAAACAUGAAAUCAACUUUUUAUUUUUGCUGUUCUUGCCCCACGGUGUCUUGUUUGCUGAUUUUUCUGUUUGUAGUGAAUUUUGUAUGGAGGAGUUCAAAACAUAAUUGGCCCAAUAAAGGACUUGAAUAAAAUUUCCUUCACCUUA
This is a messenger RNA of Malus domestica (apple), 2243 nucleotides long. RefSeq names its product 3-oxoacyl-[acyl-carrier-protein] synthase I, chloroplastic-like. Gene Ontology annotation, cellular component: mitochondrion. Gene Ontology annotation, molecular function: 3-oxoacyl-[acyl-carrier-protein] synthase activity. The record is from RefSeq and is a predicted model, not a curated record. Gene Ontology annotation, biological process: fatty acid biosynthetic process. NCBI's taxonomy places the organism in Eukaryota, Viridiplantae, Streptophyta, Magnoliopsida, Rosales, Rosaceae.